GGAAGGAUGGAUGGAUGGAUGGAUGGAUGGAUGGAUGGAUGGAUGGAGCUGUGUCCUCUCCUUGCUUCCUCCUCUCCUGAAAGUGGCUUUUUGCAGCCAUUUCAUGUCCCAUGGUGGGGAGAAAUGUCCCCCCCUGCCCUGCUGCCCUUCCAGGGAACCCGAGGAGGCCGUGGCUGGAGCCUGGAGAGGGGUUUCCCAGCAGCUGAUGACUCUGCUGACGCUGUUUCCAGCCUGACUGUGGCGUGAGCGGCGCUCAGCCUGGCUCCUGCCAUCCCUGUGGUGCUGAGGCUUUGCCAGCUCAGCUCCAUCUCACUGCUGGGUUUCAAUCCUGCCCUCCCAUCCCUGCUGCCCCACCAAAAAGGGAAUCAAUGGGACUAUUGGGGUUUUCUUUCCCCCUCCAGUGAUGGCUUUGUGCUGGUUCAUAUGCUGCGGUGAGGUGGGAGCUCAGGUCUACCCCAGUUCAAACCAGCAGCGAGGCUCUUGGGCCUCAUCCUGUCUCAGCUCAGCACCGAGUUGCAAAAAAAUCAUAUCAGGGCAACGUGACCCCCACACAGUCUGGUCCCAAAAGCCACAUAAACCACCUGGAGAGCCUCCCCAUUCGCUUUUGGGGUGCUGGGAAGGGGGAACUCCCUCCUCUGCAGGGACGGAGGGGCCCGUUCCAGCCCCAGCCCAGGAGCAGCAGGGCCAGCCCCAGCCCAGGAGCAGCUGAAGUGAAAAUGAAAUCAAGGCAUUUCCUCAUUUCCUGGCUCGUGAUUUGUGCCACGAGCUGCAGCCGCCGGGUGCCACCGGUCCUGAGCCCUCCCGGCCCCGCGCUGGAUCCGGCCCCAGUGUCCCCCCAGCCUGUGCCCUGAGCCCAGGGAGGGACCCACCAGCAGCAGCAGCCAGUGCAGCUCCCUCAAACCCUCUCUGGGUAGUUGAGCUGUUCGUGGUGGCCCAUCCUCAGCACCUGGGUCAAGAACGGCUCCAGCUGCAGGCGCUGAGCUCCCGGCGAGCGUCGAGUCCCAGCGAGCAGGAUGAAGCUGCUGCCUCCCGUCGCUCUGCUGGCCUCCUUGGCACUGGCACUGGCAGCCCCUGACCCCGUGCUGGACUGGCACUGGCAGCUCUGGAAGAAAACCUACAGCAAAGAGUAUCAGCACGAGGAGGACGGGCAGCGGCGCCUGACCUGGGAGAGGAACCUGCGGCUGGUGACGCUGCACAACCUGGAGCGGUCCCUGGGGCUGCACUCCUACGAGCUGGGCAUGAACCACCUGGCAGACAUGACCCGUGAGGAAGUGGCAGCUCUGUUGACUGGGCUCAACGCCGUCCCCCGCUCCAACCGGAGCGUCACGUACCGACGGCAGCCCGGCAGCGAGCUCCCGGACACGGUGGACUGGAGGGAGAAGGGAUGUGUCACAGAAGUGAAGAACCAGGGUUCCUGUGGGUCGUGCUGGGCUUUCAGCGCCGUGGGAGCCCUCGAAGCGCAGGUGAAGCUCAAGACGGGGAAGCUGGUGUCCCUGAGCACCCAGAACCUCGUGGACUGCUCCAUGAUGUAUGGGAACAAGGGCUGCAGCGGGGGCUUCAUGACCAAGGCGUUCCAGUACAUCAUCGACAACCAAGGCAUCGACUCGGACGAGUCCUACCCCUACACAGCCCAGAACGGGACGUGCCAGUACAACGCCUCCACGCGCGCUGCCACCUGCUCCAGGUACGUGGAGCUGCCGUUUGCCGACGAGGCGGCGCUGAAGGAGGCUGUGGCCAACGUCGGCCCCGUCUCUGUUGCCAUCGAUGCCACCCAACCCACCUUCUUCCUCUACAGGUCAGGUGUGUACGAUGACCCCCGCUGCAGCCAGGAGGUGAAUCACGGCGUGCUGGUGGUGGGCUACGGCACCCUGAGCGACAAGGACUAUUGGCUGGUGAAAAACAGCUGGGGAGAACAUUUUGGAGACAAAGGCUACAUCAGGAUGUCCAGGAACCACCAGAACCACUGUGGCAUCGCCAGUUAUGGCUCUUACCCUCUGAUAUAGGCAGAGCCUGUGCUGCUGGGGGCUCCUGAGGCUCUGGGGAAACCACUGAUGCUCUGCUUGGAUGGAUCAACUCACCUCAAGAAGCAUUUUCUGGCUCUGUGGGCAACGUCCUUCUGUUAGAUCAGCCCAGGCUGGGAAGGAGCCCUUUGCUUAGGGGGGGUUGGAAUCUGAUUUACAGGCCCCCAGAGACUUCUCCUUUUUGGGGGGAGGGGGGAGGGGAGAAAAAAAUCGAUUGUUUGGGGUUUUUUUUCAGAGUAAAAUUGUCAUACUCACAGUUCUCCUGGAGAUCACCCACCACCACCUUCUGCUCUCUCCAGCUGCAGUGACACAGCAUCUCUCUCUCUCUCUCUCUCUCUCUCUCUCUCUUUGCCCUGUUGAUGAAAUUGCAGCUAUUCUUUGAGAAAUAAAAGAGCAGUUUCACUGGCCACAGCUCUGCUGU
This is a messenger RNA of Colius striatus (speckled mousebird), 2442 nucleotides long. RefSeq names its product cathepsin S (gene CTSS). The record is from RefSeq and is a predicted model, not a curated record. Gene Ontology annotation, cellular component: lysosome. The coding region runs from base 1014 to 2003 and encodes 329 amino acids. Lineage: Eukaryota; Metazoa; Chordata; Aves; Coliiformes; Coliidae. Gene Ontology annotation, biological process: immune response. Gene Ontology annotation, molecular function: cysteine-type endopeptidase activity. The transcript is spliced from 9 exons.